AUUUCUCUUUCCCCACACUCUUCUCCUACUUCCUUCAAUUCACCGCCACUGCCGUUCCUUCUCGUACUUCCCCCCACCGCCACCGCCCAUCCCAGGCCUCCUAGCCCUAUUAAUAAAUUCGUACCCUCGUUGUUUCUCCAACAUUUGUUCUCUUUCACUUUAUGCAGGCCUGCCUCCCCAUGCCUUGGUUUUAAAAAAAAAUUGCCCGUUGAUCCUGUUAAGAAAUCUGAAUCCAUGCGAAGGACUAUGCAAUGGCACACGCUUAAUCUUGUACAAGGAAAUCUUAGAAUACCUAACACAGUAAUACACAAGAAGAAGAAAUAAAUGGUGCCUCAAAGGCCCCUCGAUGGUUCGACCAAUGGAUGUAGAACAACCCCUCCUAGAUGUUACUCCCAGUUCCAGAUCAUGGAGUUGCAAAGUUAUUGUAAUAGAGAAGCUGAAUACAAGACAGGCACGUCGAGAUCCUGAAAAAACUUACAAAUCUGUGAUCAUGCAAGAUAGUGAGGGUCACAGAGUCAAGGGAAUGAUUUAUGGAAUAUAUAUUCCUUUCGUUGAUGACCGCCUUCACUUGAACAAAACAUAUGUCAUAUCAAAUGCCAGUGUGACUCCCGUCAUGGAAAGAUACUCAGUUCCCGAUGAACAAUAUAGAUACACUUGGACACUGAAUAGGAGAACAUUGAUUAUCGAUGUCAAUCCAGAUCACCAGCUCUUUAUCCAACCAAACCUCGAGGCACCUAUUGACCCAUUUCACACUUUUUAUACAGCUAUGCUAAACAAGUCAAAUAUAAAUGUGCUGGCAACUGUAAUUGCUAAACUACCAAGGCAGUUUAUUUUCACUUCACAGGGGAAACAAAGAAUAAGCGAUUUAGUUCUCAUGAACCAGGAAUGUAAGCCGAUCAUCUUAAGAAUGUGGGACGAUUUCGCAACACUUCAGGGAACUUAUAUCCAAGAGUUACUGAAUGCAGACACAUACCCAAUUAUCUUCGCAAAGAGGAUUCUGGCCACCUCUUACCAAGGGCUGACACUCACAACUCGUUACGAUACAUCCAUCGAGAUACACCCAACUAUCUCACCGACGGUUGCUCUAAAUGAAUGGACAUCAUUAAACACGGAUGCUAUCAAGAACGCCAUUCACUCACAACUUUACAAGGACGCUUUAAGUAUCUUUGUGGCUCCGGAAGACAUUCAGAAAACAGCCAUCUCAGCGGUCCUAGCUUCAUACAAAGAGAGGGCCAAUUAGAACUUCAAGAACAUGGGCCAAUUACUUACUACAUCGGAUGUAGUACUUGUAAUCGCAAGGUUGAGUUUCAGGAGGAAACUACCUACCAGUGCAUGGAAUGCGGAGACAAGGAAUCAACGACUAUAAAAAGGUUCAGAGUCUCUGCUGACCUCGGUGAUGAGGAAAACAAAAUACAGUUCACUCUAUUCACAGAAAAUCUGAAAAAAAUUGCACGAUCACUAGAGCUGAACACACCGUUGGAAUUAAUGGACAUCGAUGAUCUGAACAAAGGGCUGAAAUCACUGGUCAUCACAGCUGCUGUGCAGGUGCAGCGACCCACGUACCAAAGACAAGAAAAAGGGCCAAUUAUGCCUACAUCAGCUUUCUGACAAACUCACCAAGUCUGCACUUCUAAAGAGAAAACAAACUGCAAGCCAAGAAGAGUAAAACAUAUGCAGAAGAAAAUAAUAAGUUCACUUCCAAACCAGCUGCCUCCAGUAAAGAAAGUAUUGAAAAUGACACCUAACCACUGUGGAUGUCAUUUUCAGAUUUUGUUAGAUCAGUUGUAAGAUAUGUAAUGCUAUGCUACUAUAACUCUUAUGUUUAAUAUGGUGUAUCACUGUAAUCAUCACCCUUUUUGUAAACUUAAAGACAUGUAAAAUAUAUAUAUAAGUAAUGCUAUGCUGCUGUUAAUGUAUCC
Cuscuta campestris is the source of this 1919-nucleotide messenger RNA. Lineage: Eukaryota; Viridiplantae; Streptophyta; Magnoliopsida; Solanales; Convolvulaceae. The record is from the annotation of a GenBank genome assembly.